UUUAAUCCCUACGUAGUCUCCUUGGGCACUCCAGCAGUAUCCUACCACUACCCUCGCAUUUCAGUACAAAUUUUAUCCCUUCUGGUUCGCUCCAUUUCAUUCGGUCGUGUUCUGUUUCAGCGAACUAUGAGCUUUCUCCGGUUUCGACGCGGAGCAUCAGAGAACAGUUACUUCAAACAAGAAAGCGAGUUGCAGGCGAGCAGAUUAAGGGAGUCCGCUCAAUUGCGUUCCCAGAAUAACACCGAAGCCCACUCUGUAAGCAGCAAUGGCGAUGCCACGUCAGCAUCCCCUCCUGCAACUACCAACCUCGAGGAUGCCGUGGAUGUGCUCCCGGAAAUCCUCAGCCAUCGAUUGCCUCUCGCGAGCCGAUCUGAACCGUUGAUUGACGUAAGGCAUUCGCCGGGUGGAAGUGGAGAUACUAUGACCGAGAGAGAUGGAGUUGAUAACAGAUUCGCACACGUCAGCAGAUCAGCGCCUGGUGCAUCUGCACACGUCAGCAGAGCGUCUUCGGGAUUGCCUGGUGCUUUGGAGGGAGCAUUGGGACAUGUUCCAGAGACGAGGCUCGGCAGGAGCAAAUACCAGAUAUCGUUCGAUGGCGCGCACAUGCCUUCUCCCUCCACAGCCAACGAGAGGAGGCCACGUGGGCCAGACAAGGCCACGGCAGAGGGCAUGGCGCAAGCCCUACGCAUGGUCCCACUUUUGCCAUGUGUUUUUCUUGGAUGUGUGCAGUGACCAAAUCAUUCGCUAUAGCCACCGUGAUUGUAGCUGGGGGGACUGCUCUCGCCGUUGCAGCCACCUUCCGAGCUUUGGAAAUUCAGUCGCUUGAGGACAUCCCAGUGAAGGGCAAAGCAGCCAUCCAACCACGAAUUGAUGCCAUUUCUCAGUGGUUCUCCCCUCUCAGUCACCAGGUGCACCAGGCAGCAGCAGAGUGGCACAUGAACGAAGGGGAUCAAUCUGCUGUGGGUUCAAAAUUCGCAGAGACGCUUGGAGCAAGGAGAGAGGCUCCCCCUGCUGGAUCUGAUGAUGUUGGAAUUGGUAAUGAGUCCCGGAACAGCGCAGACACAAGAUGAAUUGCAGAAGAGAGACAUGGACAGCCCAGGCAAGAAAUUCGCAGAGAUGCUUGGAGCAAGAAGAGAGGCUGCUGCUGGACCUGAUGACGCUGGAACCGGUAAUGAAACCUGGAAUAGUAGUUGCGCACAGACUCGAGAUGAAAUGAGGAAGAGAGGCAUGGCACGGCAUGGCAGCCCUUUUCCUUUCGGGUUUUGCAGUAUGUAGAGCACCCAUUGUGAAAGUGCAUGGUGGCAAUGGUUCAUGCUGUAAGUGGAGCAAGCAAACAUUGACUCUGAUCAGUCUGUCAGGCGAACCUUGUUUCGA
Molecule: messenger RNA, 1374 nt
Organism: Closterium sp. NIES-67
Lineage: Eukaryota; Viridiplantae; Streptophyta; Zygnematophyceae; Desmidiales; Closteriaceae
Source: the annotation of a GenBank genome assembly